AUGCUUGAGGCUUCAUCUGGCGUCAGCAAUGGCGGGCUAUCCGCGCACUCUUCCCAGAUUCUCAACGGCAGCGGAGAUAGCUGCGAGGAGGAGCUCUCCGUCCUGCCGCGGCACACGAAGGUCGUGGUGACUGGCAACAACCGUACAAAGUCCGUGCUCGUGGGGCUUGAAGGUGUGGUGAAGAAGGCUGUUGGGCUUGGUGGUUGGCAUUGGCUGGUUCUCACAAAUGGCAUUGAGGUAAAGUUACAGAGGAACGCUUUAAGUGUCAUUGAAGCUCCUACUGGAAAUGAAGAAGAUGAUGACCUUGAAGUUGAUCAAGUGCAGUGGGGUAGCUCAGAUACGGCAUUUCAUGAUUUUCAAAAGUCCCAAAGAUCAAGGCAUCGUACUCACCGAUCAUUCGGUUCGACCAACAAAGCACUUAGCCGGUCUCCCUCCUGCGAGUCGCCUAGAGAUUCUGUUUCUACUUCAAAAAAGCCUUUGGUUGACCUCAGCAAACUGGAGAUGUCUGCUCUAUGGAGAUAUUUGAUGCACUUUAACCUCGUGGACGCCAUUCCGAACCCUUCUAAGGAACAACUGAUUGACGUUGUGCAGAGGCAUUUCAUAUCACAGCAACUGGAUGAAUUGCAGGUGAUCACUGGGUUUGUUCAGGCUGCAAAGAGGCUGAAGACAGUUUGCAAAUGA
Messenger RNA from Striga hermonthica, 681 nucleotides. The record is from the annotation of a GenBank genome assembly. NCBI's taxonomy places the organism in Eukaryota, Viridiplantae, Streptophyta, Magnoliopsida, Lamiales, Orobanchaceae.